AUGCGGUUCCACCGAAGAUGUGGAGACAGAGUCACGCUCCUACAUGGCAACCUAACGGCGGUUCGGAACUUCGUAGAGUUCAACCACGGCCUCAUUCUGAGUGAAGAGCCGUUGAUAGACGAUAUCAUGUUCGAAGUCUGUAUUGACAGAAAGGUAAAUGUUUGGAAUGGAAGCCUUGAAAUUGGUGUUACAACCCUUGACCCUGAGUACAUGGAACUACCAGCUACGGCAACUAAACUGAGAAACACAGCAUGGAUAAUGUCAGGCAGUUCUGUUGUAAGAGAUGGCAACACAUUUGUAAGCUCAUAUGGACCUGAGCUAGAUACGCUGCAUGAAGGAGACUGUGUGGGAGUUAUGAGAACCAGCAAGGCGGAAUUAAUGUUCUUCAUUAACGGGCGUUGCCUUGGAGUAGCGGCGCUGGAUAUGCCACCGCGUCUGUUUGCAGUCAUAGAUUUGUAUGGACAGUGCGUUCAAGUUUCCAUAAUGCACCAAUCUACAAGCGGAAUGAGACCUAUAAUGGAAUCCAGCUUGGAUCAGAUCGAGGAGGAUCCAAACAACGAUGACACGCUGACGUCCAGCGAAAUGGAGGUGGCUGGUCUUCCGGACAGCGCCUACCCGAAAGACUACCGGGAAGAGUACAUCCCCAUGACUUCGGAGGCUGCGUGCGCUCUCGUAUCCCAAGAUCGGCUGAGGUUCCACCCGCGAUGCGGCAUACUGGUCAAGCUGUCGAACAACAACAAGUCUGCGGAGCGAGCCCGCCCACUGGACGACUACAACAACGGCGUCGUGAUGACCCAUCGGCCGCUCUACGAUGAUGAGAUCUUCGAGAUACGCAUCGACCGGCUGGUUGACAAGUGGAGUGGCAGCAUUGAGGUGGGCGUCACCACUCACAACCCGGCCACCAUCCGCUUCCCCUCGACCAUGACCAACAUGGACUCCGGCACCGUGAUGAUGUCCGGGAGCAAGGUGCUGCUCAACGGCCACGGAACCUGCAUGGAGUACGGCAACUUCAACCUAGACGAGCUGAGGGAGGGCGACACCGUCGGCAUGAUGAGGAAGAGCUGCGGCCACCUCCACUACUACAUCAACGGAAUAGACCAGGGCGUAGCGACCGACAACGUGGACCAGCACGUGUGGGGUGUGGUGGACCUCUACGGGAUGACGGUCAAGGUGACCAUCGUGGACCCGUACGAGGACAUGGAGAGCAACAUGAACGAGUUGCCGCCUCUCCCCAGCGUGUCGGUGCUGGCCGGGCUAUGUCAGCUGGCACCGACUAUAGACGAGGAUAGCCUUUUAUUUCAUACGGUGCGUGAUUCGAAUGUUAUUGUUAUUGGCGAUGGUAAGACUGCUCAUAGGCCUAACGCUUUCCAAUUCUUCAACAACGGGAUCGUGAUGACGAACCGUACGCUGAGGACCAACGAGCUGUUCCAGGUCAGGGUGGACCUCGUCGUGCCCAAGUGGGCCGGGAGUAUCGAGAUCGGAGUCACGCGCCACACAUCCAACGAGAUACAGUUCCCGUUUAAAUUGAGCAACGCCAAAUCCGGCACAUGGGCCCUCACCGGCGAAGACGUAGUAAGGGACGGCGUGAUAAUCAUCCCGCAAUACGCGAGGAGUCUCAACCGUCUAACGGAGGGGGACACGGUGGGAGUGAUGAGGAAAGAAAUUGGCAUUUUGCACUUCUUCGUCAACGGCAUAGACCAGGGCCCGGCCGCCUUCAACAUACCGGACAACGUCUUCGGUAUAGUCGACCUAUACGGGAGAGUGGCACAGGCGACCAUCGUGGACACAUACACCCCUCCCCCCGACUCCUUGCCAGAGUCGCCACUAUCCACCGACUCCAUAAUAGCACCAAUCCCCGGCGGCAUGUGCUUCCACCGCGUGCACGGGCGCAACGCGCGCCUCAGCCGCUCGCGGCUGACCGCCUCCCGGGUCACCAUAUACUCGGAGUUCAACGACGCGGUUCUGUUCAGCUCGAGGCCGAUGCGCGAGUGCGACAUGUUCGAGCUGCGCAUCGACUGCCUGGUGGAUUGCUGGAUCGGCAGCAUCGAGAUGGGUGUGACGGCCAUCCGGCCCGAGGACCUGGAGGCGAGCGGCGGCGUUGGCGCCCUGGCCGGCACCGCCACCGACCUCAGCUGGGACACGUACAUACUGAGCGGCGCGGCGAUCAUGAAGGACGGCGAGUGCGUCCGCAGCGGCUACCCCCUUGACCUGGACACCCUCACGGUCGGCAGCAGAGUGGGCAUGAUGUGGCACGCGGACCGCAGCCUCCACUACUAUCUGGACGGCCUGGACAUGGGCAAGGCGUGGUACGUGCCCCACCUGAACAUAUACGCGGUGGUCGACCUCUACGGGCAGUGCACGCAGGUGACGAUACUGCAAAACGAGGAGCGAACCUUCAACUACAACGGCUGCGCGAACGCGGACAACUCGCUGGCGGGGCACUCGCGCGCCGCAGCGAUCCCGCCGCAGCCCUACUGCAGCUUCUCGGAGUACUGCGGUGAGAACGCGAAAGUCCAGCUCGGCUUCACCGUCGCGCGCCGUCUCACCGCCGACCCGAUGGAGGCGUUGCUCUUCAGCUCGGCCCACCUGGAGCUCGACGAGAUCUUCGAGAUCGAGAUAUUGGACACAAAGGGCGGUUACGCGGGCGGGUUCCGCAUGGGCGUCACCGACGUGAACAUUUUGAACGCCCACGUGAACCGCUGCCUGCCGCCCUCCGUGGCCCACCUGCCCCACUACACGGCCUACAUAGACGGCAAGUACAUGCGCUACUCCAGGGCGAGCGCGCGCGGCCACGAGUUGAAAUCCGUCGUGCCCACCUUCGAAUACCUCACUCCCGGCGACCGGAUCGGCCUGAUGAAGACCACGGAGCAGCGCGUGCUGGUCUACUACAACUUCGAGCUGAUGGACGUCGCCUUCGAGCGAGUGCCCGAUAAGGUGUACGUGGUGAUGGAGCUCUACGGGGAGGCGCUGAAGAUCCGGGCGGUGCCGAAGGCGGCGGCCGGCGCGAUGCCCCAAACCCUCUACAACACGGACUUCAUCAAGCACGAGACGGAGAUCAUCAGGGAGGUGAUGGUGAUGCGGCCGUUCGGCGGCGAGGCGCCCGAGGCCAGCAUGGAGGGGUCGGACACGGAGCCGGGGGAGGUGUCGCCGGCGGGGACGCCGCAGCCGCGCUACAAGUACCGCCACCCCCUCCCCUACACGUUCCACUACGUGCACGGGGAGAACAUACGGCUGUGCAGCUCCGACACGGUCGCCGUGCGCACGUCCGGCUACAAGGAUGGCAUCGCCAUCGUCAGCCAGCCGCUGAGGAGGGGCCAAAUCUUCAGAUUCCGCGUGGACAAGGUGGACGACUCGUGGUCGGGCAGCGCCGCGGUGGGCGCGGUGGAGCUGCCGCCGGACGAGCUGCCGGACACCUCCACCCAGCUGGAGCCCCCGGCCUGGGUGCUCACCAGCGACGUGCGCUGCGAGGACGGCGAGCACAUCCGCACGAAAACGGCGUGGGCUCUGGAGGAGGUGUGCGAGCUAACCGUGCUGGCGAUAGAGUUCCGCUGCAACAGCGAGCUGAUGGUGGAGAUGGAUGGGCGGCCGCUGGGGAUAGCUGGCGUCGUGCCGCCCACAAUCACCGGAGUGUACCCCCUCAUCGAUCUGUACGGGAAGGUCUGCCAGGUGUCCAUCCUGCUGCAUCCGCACGUGCUCGGCAGCGGGGUCUCGCUGGACCUCCCGAGCAUCGCGGAGCUGAGGGAGGAGACCUCCGCCGAGUCGGAGCUGCCGGACGACGACGCCACCUCGCCGGGCCCCGACGGCAGCCUCUCGGAGCCGAGGGCCAGGCGCAGGGCGAGGGCGUGCAGCCACGACAACCUCACCGAGGACUUCGGCUCCGCGCACUCCUCGCCCGAGGGCGCCGACCCCGGGCCCGCCACGAUGCACCACAGCCUCAUCCUCACCCGGGCCGCGCCCUGCCACCACGUGCACAAGAGCCACUCGACCCACAGCUUCGGCGACGUCCACGCCGCGGCCAGACUGCGCGAGCCCCGCGGCUGCAGGUGCGACACGAACAUCCGCCACAACGACCGCUACCCGGAGGCGGGCGAGGUGGACAACCUGGACGCGGAGAUCGUGGACGCCCUCGCCCUGGAGACGGGCAACCUGCCCGACCUGUCCGAGGAGCAGUCCUCGUCCAUGGACGAGUCGACGCGCCGCGACGACAUCUUCUCGGAGACCCUCACCGCGGAGAAUCUGAACUACUUAAACCGGAUCCUGUGCCUGGACUACGACGGCGCCGGGGACGAGGGUUUCCCCUGGGAGUGGGACGCGUGCGGCGACGCGUGCGAGCACCUGCGCCUGGUGCUCAAGUACUGGAAGUACCUGGUGCAGCCGUACCCGGAGCUGCGCAGGGCGGUGCCCUGGGGCCAGGUGCGGUGCCACUGCCCCAACUGCCAGCCGGACGCCCAGCCGCCGUUCGCCGGGUGGGUGCGCAUCGAGCGUAUCGACGGGGCGGGGGCGGGGGCGGGGGCGCGCUCCUACUGGCCGCUGGCCCGCUCCACCCUGGGGGCGGCGAGGGCGAGCGGCGGGAGGGCGCGCCGCCCCCGCGCCCUCGCCCCCUCACCGCCGGCCGCGCCCUCGCUGUUCGACGUAUGGUUCGACGAGGAAGGCAAGCCCCAUCACGCGGCCCUGGCGAUCGAGAUUGACGUCGAGGGCUCCGCGCCGGAGGAGGACCGAGUGCUGGCGUUCCUCGUCUACCUGAAGCCGCAGCUCGUCCACCAAGAGAGCCCCACGAGCCCCGAGGAG
Iphiclides podalirius (scarce swallowtail) is the source of this 4788-nucleotide messenger RNA. Lineage: Eukaryota; Metazoa; Arthropoda; Insecta; Lepidoptera; Papilionidae. The record is from the annotation of a GenBank genome assembly.